AUUAAAAGUUAUUUUAUGUUGAAUUAUUACCGUUCAGGGUGUGCCGUUGACGCAUGCGCACUGAUGUAGCUGAAGGCAGGCGUCAUAAUAUAUCCGGGGCUGAAGACAGACACGACUCAGAAUAUCUCAGGAGCUGCGCGUCAACUGAACAGGAGCCGCAUCUCGUUGCCAGGACAACUACACUUCCGGCAGCACCAGAGGAGUGGUGCAGGGAACCAUCACCGUUAAUAGCUUGAGAGGUUGUGAGAGUUUGAUGACUGGAGGAGGGAGCCAAAUCACGGUUUUCUUCACUGAACUGGACAGAUGUGGAACUCGACAAAAGUGGUGAGGGAAGUAACACUUGAAGUCCAGUAUAUCUGCCUCGACUGUGAAGACCAAUAUGCUGCCUGGCUCUGUUGUGAAGCCCAGUAUGUCUGCCUCUGUUGUGAAGCCCAGUAUGUCUGCCUCGAUUGUGAAGCUCAGUAUGUCUGCCUCGACUCUAAGUCUAGAUACCAAACACGAAGAUCUGAACAGAUUCCGGUAUGAACUGGCUGUGACUAAGGCAGGACGAGACGCGCUAGCAAGUGUGUUUAUGUGGUCGUACCGGGGCACCUUCCCAGUAGUGACUUACCUCACUCAGGACUUGGGGUACACCAAUGCUCAGUACAGGCGUGUCUUCGAUGCUCACCAGAGGGAUAAACUCGAAGCUUCCUCUGACGCGGCAACUUUUGACAUCACUCUGUUGUAUAAACUCCUGCAACGUGUGUGUGGUCUGGCUGAGAUGAAUGACCCCACGUGGACCACUCCAGGGCCUCAGGGACCAUCACUUGAACACCUCAUUUACAGCCUGAAGCAACACCGAAACACGUUGACAUUUGAAUAUAUGAUAAUGACAGAGCAAGACCUCAGGAAUACACUGACGGAGCUCAGUGACUUAUUGGCUAAGAUGCUGGCUGAGGCUGGCGUCCGGUGUGGGACAAACAACCAGGAUGUGGACCACGUGACCAGAGAUGUCACCAAGUAUAUUGGUGGUCUGCUAUUGAAGGUCAGAGAGCCGCUGGACCCCUCAGAUGUGCAGUACUUGCCUCUACUCCGCCAGGAGAUUAAGAUGUUCAGAAGCCACAUCACAGAAGAGGUUAAGCAGAUGAGCAAGCAGGAGCUAACUGACGGGUAUAAACUGCUGUACCAGAUUGUUCCCGCACCCUGGCUCCUCCUCAACAUUAACUACAACCCAAGUCUUGCUUUUACACGACUACGACUCCUUGAAGAUCCCGUCAUAGGGGCAAGACCAAGGGUCAAGUGCCAGGAUGUGAACUAUGAAGACAUCUUGAGUAUGAGACGAGAGGACGGAAGAGUCCCUGAGUGUGUCCUUCUGACGGGGGAAGGUGGUAUGGGCAAGACAACUUUACUCAAGCUCAUCCUCGAGAAGUGGGUAGAGGACCCUGCUGCCAUACAUCACCUGGGCACUGUGAACCUUGUUUUCUAUGUACAGUGCAGGGACUCACAUCUUAAUACCUUCGAUGAUCUCCUCCGCCAGUCGCUACCUCAAACACUUUGUGAUAUUUAUGUUGACUUCCAACUGUUUAAGGAGAUAAUCCUGAGCUUAAAUAUAUUAGUCCUGAUUGACGGCUACGACGAGGUCAACAACCAUUCAGGAAGGCUGGUGAAGGAGCUGUUGCACCUGCCUGGCAAGGAUGUGAGGUUGGUGAUAACCACACGGCCGGGGUGGGACCAACACCUGUCACAGCUCGUCCCACACACCAGACCUCGCUGCAACAUCCUCGUCUUGGGCAUCACUCCAGAACGUCGCAAUGAGUUUGCCGAGAGAAUCAUCAACAGUCGAGUGCAGGAAGAGAACCAACGAAGUGUCAUCAGAGAGAGGUUUACCCAGCGGCUGGAGCAGGUGAGUGAAUACCUCAACACUCCACUCACCUUGACCUUGUUGGUGCUGCUGUGCAUCGAGGCUCCAGAAGAAUUUAACAAUAUCACAACAAUUUCUCAGAUGUAUCAGAAGAUUCACGACUUCAUAACCAGCAUACUGGUGUCCAGACUCACAGACAAACACGUGACCGACCCUAAAGGAAAAUGUGACCAGUUUUUGUUGUUCUUUGAAGAGAUUAGUUUAAGAGGGAUCCAGAGGCAGGAGUACGACCUUUGGCCGGAGACGGAAGCGGAGAUUAGGGAGAAGUGUGACACUCUGGGACUGCCGCAGGAGGAGGUCUUGUCCAAUUAUUUCACAAGAACCAGCUACCGUCGGGGCCUCAGUGUGGUGUGGGUGUUUGGCUAUUUUCACACCAGGUACCAGGAGUAUUGUGCUGGUAGGAGGCUGGUCACUCAGCUGAUGUCAGAGGAAGAGCUCGGCGACCAGGGAAACACCAACCUCGUGCACAAAGUACUGCUGGAGGGACAAAAUGUGGUUGAUACAUCCAGAUACCAGAACAUCUUGCUCAGUACUACCUGUGUGCUGAACGUUCGUGAAUUGGAACAAAAUUUCGCUUCUUGGAUUAUUGACCUUGUGUGGUGUAAUGAUCCUGAAGUGGAUAACCUUUUAAAACACAUAGUCGAGUCCCACAGCAACGAGCACAUUAUCAAUGCUGUGUGUAAGAGGUUGCAAGAUUGGAAUUGUUGGAAUAUAAAGUGUGUUGAUUCAUGGGCCGUUCUCCCGCUUGUUCUCAAGAGAGUGAGACCUGAUAGCGAAAUCGUGCUGGAGAUCGAAAGUAGUCUACAACCAAACCAACUAAUGCCAGCAUUGAGAGUUCUGAUGACAUUACCGAUUACUGUAAACGUGCUUCUCUAUGGUCACUACUAUUGCAGAAAUGACGAUGACGAUCUUUCAAACAUAUAUUUAGAAACAUUGACAGCUCCUGGCAGUAGGUGUACCUUAGAGAAGUUUGUGGGUCGAUUGUCUGAGGCAGCCAUACCCCACUUGCCUCCCACCCUCCGGAGCCUCGCCCUGCGCCUCACACUGCAGCAACUGCCCGUCCUCACACAUCACCUGCCACUCCUUUGCCGUGUCACUGAACUAAGUAAAUAUUAUUAUUUUUAUCCUUAUAGUUUAUUAGUAAACUGUAAAAAAUAAUCAAUAAGAUGUUUAAGCAUCAGUUUUAAUGUGUUUGACAAUACAUAUGUUAUUUAUAGAUAAAAUAAAUACUGAAAUGGCAAAACCAUCCAGAAAUUAUAAGCUUUCUAAACAUCUGUUCCUAAAUGUAUUGUUAUACAUAUUUCUACAUUUUGUAACGAAGUUGUUCUGAUCUUCAACUUUUAAUGCUAUUACCUCUUGCCUCAUUUAUUUUCCUCUUUUAUUGACAUUGAAUCAUCUUAUGCUAAUAAAAAUAUAGAAAACCGACACCAUUACAGAGAGUAACUUCACAUUAUUUGGCACAACAUAGAUUUCAUUUUAAUAGUGCUUGAUGCGGCACACUGAAUCUAGAUACCUCUUCCUCAACAAUAUUAACUGCAUGGUUUCUGACUUCAUAACAUUUUAGUGUUAAAAUACUAGCAUCCCUCUUUUGAUUUUUUUUAUAAUAGUACCAAAGUGUAAAGUCUGAAUAAUGCAAUUUUGGAAAGCCUUCCAUGGAAACACAAACCGAAACUGUCUCUAUUUUCCGCUUGUUACAACUUGUAAUAAAGCUGUUACAUCUUGGCUUAACGUGUUUAUGACGUAUUAGAACGUUGUUACAACUUGCUAUAUUGGUUGUUAUAACUGGUUAGGAGGUGUUAAAACUUGUUCGAACGUUGUACCAACGUCGUAGUUUCGGUGUGUGUUUGGUGGGUAAUUGAUUUGAUUCGUCAUAUUCUUCAUCCCUCAAGUUCUUUUGGAACACUACAGUAUGCAUUCCUGUUCUCUUGCAACUCUUACUUGCAGUUUAAUUAUAAUUUUUACAGCUGAGAUAUAUGCAAUUUUAUAUGCUCUUAUACAAAUUUAUAUUACUGAAACAAAUAUCACUUAUUAUUGUUUGUUGACUCUGCAUGCACCUUUCUGGCUAUGAAAUCCUUAAAAUCCCAUUACUAUGGCUAAAUAU
Molecule: messenger RNA, 4001 nt
Organism: Procambarus clarkii (red swamp crayfish)
Lineage: Eukaryota; Metazoa; Arthropoda; Malacostraca; Decapoda; Cambaridae
Source: RefSeq, a predicted model, not a curated record